Molecule: messenger RNA, 4617 nt
Organism: Cuscuta epithymum
Lineage: Eukaryota; Viridiplantae; Streptophyta; Magnoliopsida; Solanales; Convolvulaceae
Source: the annotation of a GenBank genome assembly
UAUCUGCUCACGAUAGUCUUCGGACUCCGUCUUUAGAAGAUGAAUAGUGAUCUUCAAAAAAAAAUUGUUAAAAUAAUACCUGACCAUCUGUGGACUAGAAUGUAGAUGGUAUUAAUGUGCCAGAUUACUUAACUGAAAGUCGGUUUUGCUUAAUACAGCGUCGAAAGAAGCAGUGGUUUCUGAAUUGUCUCUUUCAGAUCUUCUGUGGGGCGACACGAACGAAAGAGUCCUGAAAUUUCACAAAAGUCAACUUUCUUUUGCCACUUUGCUAGGCAAUCAUCAUAUCGUCAAGAUUUAAUGCAGAUAUGCGGGCAUUUUGCUGCUUUUGUUGUUUUCUUCUAAAAACAAAGGGCACGAUCACAGAUCUGCUAUCUUUCCAUUUUCCCUCACUUUCUCACCUCACCCGCGCGCCUUAUCCCCAUUUUGCUCUUCUGCUCCACAUUCUCCAUCUUUCUGGAACCUGGUAAUUUCUUCAUUCCCAUAUGCUCCCAAGUCCCAAGUGAUUCUGCAUCUUAUAAGUCUUAUCUCAUGACAUUAUUGUUAUUGUGAUUUGUUUUCUCUUUUUAUUAUUAUUUCUAAUCUGUUUCCAAGUCUUUCCCCAUUCUUGGUUUAUCUAUUACUUUGUUUUGAGAGUUCAAGAAUCAGCCCUUCUGGAUUUUCCAUAAGUGCUUUAGAUAGGAUUUUGCUUCAUUUUUAGCCAAAGUUAUGGUUUUUAAUGGUGUAAGUUGUGAUUAAGGUAAGCCCAUGCUGGUUCACUUACCAACUUACCAUUCUUGGGGUUCUUUAUUGGGUAUAUACUUGACUUGGAUUUUUCCUUCUUGAGAAAGUUGUAUAGGGAUAGAACUUUGCAGCUUUUAGCAUGAAAAACAAUCAAUUAGCACUAUUAACUUCAUGACACCCACUUUGACAUAAGCUAGCUUUGGAAAUUGGAGUGGUGUUUGCCUUCAACGGCAGCACUUGUUCUUUCUCAAUCCAACAAGUCGGAAGCGGGUCAGACCAUCUUGUUUGAUCUCACUGGGUGCUUGUCCUGAAGACAAAUACCAGAUCCAAACUCCCCAAGAUUGUUCGUAUUUAGUUGAAGACAAUUAGGCCUAAAAAACAUUUACUGCAUUCUAGAAGAGGUUAGGAGCUAGACAAGUUUCACACUUAGGGCCUAACAGUUUGGCACACUUUGACCUGACAUGUAGUUGGAGCAUAUGCAAAGUUUGAUGGUAAGAACGUAAGGCUUCCAAUAAUAGCAUCAAAUCAUGGUUGUUUGCGACUCCCCCGUCCCUCAAAACUUGGCCAAGAUUGACUUACAAGUAGAAUAGUAAAGUACAAAAAUAUGUGGUUGAGAAUUGAGAUGUGUGCAUAGGAGAGAGAAAUAGUUCAACCACAUAUUUAUUACUUUAAAUGGAAACGACAAAGUUGUUGGGACGGCUAAAUAAGGAAAUUUGGCAAAGUUUUUUGGAUGAAGGGAGUACUAUUUUUGAACGCAUCCUUGUUUCAGCUUGUGCUUUGGCUUCAUAGAUCUAUAAUACUUCCUCCGUUCUUUAAUUCUUGCAACAUUGUCAUUUUUGCACUAUUCACGGGUCUUACUUUGACCACGAUUUUCUACUAAUAUACAUAAUCAAAUUAUUACGUAUAAAAUGUUAUUGAAUUCCUAUCAAUGUGAAUUUCCAAAACAUCAACUUUUUAUAAUGUUUACUAAUACAUAAUUAAAUAUAAUCACAGUCAAAGUUGUGUGUUGGCAAACGUGAAAGUCAAACUCUUGCAAUAAUUAAAGAACGGAGGAUAGUAAGAUUUAGGUUUCAUCCUUAAAUAUGGAGUCUAGAGCAAUAUAUUCUCUUUUAUAUGUAAUUACUUGAUUAGAUAUAUAUUAAGAUAUGGGAUUCCAUCCUAGCCCUAUAUGUGAGGUUGUGUCUUUAUUUAUGUCUGAUAUGUGAUGACUUGACUUGGCACUCGAGAUAAUGGCUCCAUUCAUAUGCUCUUUUUAUGUCCUAGUUGGAUCAGUUACUUGUAUGCACCAAAUUGGCUUUGAUUCCACAUUUAACCCCAUAGAAUGAAUACUCCAAUGCUCUUAUAUAUGAGUUUGUUUCUAUAAUAAUUGCAUGUGAAAAAUGGAUUAAUUGUAUAAACUAUCAAAAGUGAUCUAGAGUUGAAGCAAGUCUUGACGGGAACUAUUUGGAACAAAUGAGUCAUUCAUCUAUUUCUUUUCAAACUAACUUUGCAGGAGUAAAGGGUGUGGGUUGGUAAUAUCUCGGCUCUAAUGCCUUCUCCAUCAUACAUGCCACUAAGGUGGGAGAGCAGCGGGGACCAAUGGUGGUUUGCCUCUCCCAUUGAUUGGGCAGCUGCCAAUGGACAUUAUGAUUUGGUGAGACAGCUUCUUCUCCUUGACACCAACCUUCUCUUCAAACUCACUUCUCUUCGGCGAAUCCGCCGCCUAGAGACGGUUUGGGAUGAUGAGGAACAGUUUGAUGAUGUAGCAAAAUGCCGCUGUCAAGUGGCCAGAAAGCUCCUCCUUGAAUGUGAAACCAAGAAUGGCCACAAUUCUCUCCUCAAAGCCGGCUAUGGGGGCUGGCUUCUUUACACGGCUGCCUCAUCUGGGGACACAGGGUUUGUUAAAGAGUUGUUGGGGCGAGAUCCACUUUUGGUCUUCGGUGAAGGUGAGUAUGGGGUCACUGAUAUACUCUAUGCAGCAGCUCGGAGCAAGAGUUGUGAAGUUUUCAGGCUUCUGUUUGAUUCUUCAACCACAGUGAAGCAAAAGAGUGGAGAAGAAGGAUGGGAAGAGGGUGAUGGCCCUUUGGGUUGGAAGAUGGAUAUGAGGAAUAGGGCGGUUCAUGCUGCUGCUAGAGGUGGAAGCGUGGAGAUAUUGAGGGAAAUGCUAUUGAAUUGCUCAAAUGUGUUGGUGUAUAGAGAUGAGGGGGGAUCUACUCUCUUGCAUUCUGCUGCUGGAAGAGGUCAGGUUGAGGUGGUUAAGUAUCUAUUAGCAUCGUAUGACAUAAUUGAUUCCAGAGAUAAUCAAGGCAACACUGCACUGCAUCUAGCUGCAUACAAAGGCUACUUACCCAUUGUGGAAACUCUCAUAUCCGCAUCCCCUUCGUCAGUCCCACUCACAAACAACCACGGAGACACAUUCCUUCACAUGGCUGUGGCGGGAUUCAGAACGCCAACUUUCCAUAGGUUGGACCCACAAAUAAAGUUAAUAAAGCAGUUGGUGAGCGGGAAAGUUGUGAACAUAGAAGAAAUAAUCAACCUAAGGAAUAAUGAUGGGAAAACAGCUCUUCAUGUUGCUGUUAGUGAGAAUGUUAGGACCGAUCUAGUAGAACUUUUGAUGACUGUAUUUUCAAUAGAUUUAAACAUCCGUGAUGAUGAUGGUCACACACCAUUGGAUCUCAUCAAGAGACGCCCCCCGACCACAUUCUUAUGAGGGCUUGAUCAAGCGGUUCAUCUCGGCCGGAGGAAUAUCCGAUUGCCAUGACCGAACGGCAAGAAGCAUCUUAGCUUCAUGUUUGAAAACACAGGGUACAACAGGCAGCCCGGGAACUUCUUUUAGGAUCCGUGAUGCUGAAAUAUUCUCAUGCUCCGGCACUGAGAAAGGGUAUAACGGUAAUUGUGAUCUUUUAAGCUCGGGAUAUGCCUCUAGCUCGGGUGAAAUAAGUUCACACUUUUCACAUAAAAAUAAGUUGAAGUUUCUUAUGGAGUUGGCAAAUAAUAAAGGGAGAGAUGAUUGCGGGCCUGUAGAAUCUCAAGCAGAACUACAUUCUUUGACAUCGGGAGAGAAACCCGUAAUCUCUCUACGACAAAGGUUUGCAAGAAUGUCCUCUCUUCCAAACAACAAAAGAGUUCACUCGGUUUGUCAGGGCCAUACUAGUCCAUUCACAAAAAAGAAGUUUGCUGCAGGGGUUAGGCAAGGCGUUAUUCAAGUAACGCCACGAUGUUUUUUCUCUGGAUCAUUGCAGGCAUCUCCGAAGUCUGUCAUUCAAGAAAAGAGAAGAAACCGUACAGAUGUUGUUAGCCCUAGUGGCUCCCGUGACUUCAAUUGCUUGCCUAGGGGACAAAAGACGAAAGCGGAAAUGGGACGCCAACACAAUUCCUUCAACAUGAAGGUGAUGAACCAGUUCUUCUGCUUCGGGGAUGAUGGCGUUUCUGUGAAUAAUCCAGGUAGAUUGAAACCACAGGUCCAGUGUUGCAAACAAGCAAUUGCUGCAUGAGUGUAACAUGACGUUCUCUAUGUUUCAUCUCUCCUUUAAAAGUUGUAAUGAAGUAUGUAGUGGUGCUGGCAAUUUGACUAAUUUGAAAUUAAUUGUUGAUUAUUCUCUUUUAGCCACACACAAAUUUGUUCAGUGUCCUGGUUUGUUGGCUUUUUGCUAACCAGGGGUCACGUUUCUGCUUCUUUUUAAAAGCAGAAUCAGAACUAGUUUUUGCGUUUCUGCUUCUUUUUAAAAGCAGAAUCAGAACUAGUUUUUGCGUUUCUGCUUCUUUUUAAAAGCAGAAUCAGAACUAGUUUUUGAAAAAGUUGUAUCUGAGAGCAAUUUGAAGCAUCUAGAAGUACUUGUCCCCUCUACAAAAUUCCAAAUCACACAAUGAUUAUUUUUCUUAUUUCACACCUAAUAUAAAUUUGGCAAUGUCCAAUGA